AUGCUGCCACAGUCCGCGGGGCGCCUUCGGAGUCCUAGUGACCCAUCCGGUAUACAACGAAAGAAACCAAGAGCAAAAGCACCGGCGCAAUUUUCACAAAUAGAGGAAGAAAUCGGCAUCGCUGCGAUCAAUGAUGAGGUGGAAUUUGGAAAAUGGUAUCAUGAUGUGGAAGAAGAUCUGCUAGACGCAAGUCACGAAGCGUAUCAAUCAUGCCUUCACGAACUCGAAAUAUCUAGAGCGCAUCUCGAUUCUCUUCUCGCCGAUACAUCGUCAACUCUCGAACUCUUGUCGAGUCUCUCCAAAUCAUUCCAAGCUGUCGAUCUGCAGACGUCCACGUUCCAAAAACAAUGCGAAGGAUUGUUAAACACGCAAUCAAAAAACACUCAUCUGGCGAAUGAUAUCAGGGACAACCUUGUAUAUUAUGAAUUCCUGGAUCCCGCUUCACGGAAGCUCAACGCUCCGGGCGCAGGAAAGACGGUCCGCAACAGUGAAUUUUCAGAUAUGCUGAGAAAGCUCGACGAGUGUUUAGACUAUAUGGAGUCUCAUCCCGAACAAAAAGAGGCGGAAACUUACCGAUCUAGAUACCGGUUGCUGCUGACUCGUGCGUUGACACUUAUCCGCGGACACUUUGUCGCUGCACUGCGAGAAACAUCGUCAGGGGUAUCAAAAAGAAUUGCCGACAAACAACUCAAUGACACCACAAUGUCAGCAUUACUAUAUGCGAAGUUCCGCAUCGGAGCUGCUGAGAUGAAGCAAAUUGGAUUAGAGAUCCAGAAAAGAGCUGUCCCGCCAGUUGACCCAGAACAGGGAACCGAAGCAGAGUACCAAAGCCUCAUGAACGAGUUGCAUACAAGCUUCGCCGCAACGCGAGGCAAGCUUAUCAUUCCACUGGCACGGAAAAAGCUUACUAGCAUUGCUCAGGCUCCUAGCACUUCCAAGGACCUGGUAGCAUUCGCUAGGGCCAGCAUUGGCUACAUACGUGGUGUGUGUCUAGACGAAUUCGAACUCUGGGGAGAAUGGUUUCAUGGUCAAGCAGGCUUAUAUGAUUUCUUGGAAUCUAUCUGUGAGCCUCUGUACGAUCACUUGAGACCGAGAAUCAUCCACGAGACAAACUUAAUCAAACUCUGCCACUUGUGCACUCUGUUGCAAACUCGUUAUAUGUCCGAUCCAGAAGACGAGACAGAAUACAACGACCCAAAUCAGCUAGAUUUCUCCGCCCUUAUCCAACCCGCACUUGCAGAUGCACAGACUCGUCUCGUAUUUCAAGUGCAAGGUAUUCUUCGCAGCGAGAUCGAGAGAUAUCGCCCCAAACCGGAUGAUCUGGACUACCCAACUCGAAUUCGACAAACCUCAUCCUCUACCAAAGGUGUUCCAUUGUCAGGUCGUAAAGGAUCUGCACUGCCAAAGACCCCAACAAUCGUCGACGAAGAGAUAGAUUCUCCAACGGAGAAAGAUGCACUCUGGGACAUUGAAACCCAAGCUACAUUUCAAGCCUGGUAUCCCACGCUGCGGAAGGCCAUCUGGCUGCUUAGCCGUAUAUAUAGGCUUGUCAACUCCACCGUCUUUGAUGACCUUGCGCAUCAAAUUGUACAUCAAACGACAUUUUCGCUUCAUCAAGCAAGCACGCAAAUAUCGAGCAAAUACUCUCGUACCGACGGCCAACUAUUCUUGAUCAAGCACCUUCUCAUUCUCAAACAACAGAUCGUCGCAUUUGAUAUCGAGUAUGUCACCCCCGAUAUAUCACUUGACUUCUCUGGAGUCACGAAUACUUUCUGGGAACUCCGCGAGCGCGGAGGUCUCUUCAACCCUGGAAAUCUUAUGCGUCUUGUGGGUGGCGGCCUCUUACCCAAGGUUGUUGAGAACAUGCUCGACGCAAAAGUAGAACUUGACGGCACACUCCGGACAGUCAUUAACGACUUCACGAAUCAUUUCGCCACUCGCAUGACAUCGACUUUGCCUACAAAAUUCAUCGAGAAGGGAAACAUGGCAGAUGGGGUCGCAAUAAGCCCCGUUUGCCGAAGCAUCGAAAAGGAAGUCCCCUUGCUACGGAAAGCUUUAGACGACUAUUUAGAAGAUACCCGUACAAAAGAGACCCUGGUCGGCGCUGUGCAGGACCGCGUCAUACAAAUUUAUGAGGAGUUUUACGAGGGCUACACAGCUCUAUUGGCCAAGAGCAAAGGCGUAGCAGCCAAUGUCAAGGGCAAAGGUAGAGAGGAUGCGGUUUGGGACGUCGACACUUUCGAGGAAUGGAGUGAAGGAGUCUUUAGGGUCGGGGUUGCUGGUUUGCGUUCUAUCGACAAUGGGGAGGAUGAUGACCAUGAUUCGGUUGUAUCGAGAAGAUCUUGA
This is a messenger RNA of Talaromyces amestolkiae, 2346 nucleotides long. RefSeq lists its product as uncharacterized. The record is from RefSeq and is a predicted model, not a curated record. Gene Ontology annotation, biological process: intra-Golgi vesicle-mediated transport; cytoplasm to vacuole targeting by the Cvt pathway; autophagy. Lineage: Eukaryota; Fungi; Ascomycota; Eurotiomycetes; Eurotiales; Trichocomaceae. The coding region runs from base 1 to 2346 and encodes 781 amino acids. Gene Ontology annotation, cellular component: membrane; cis-Golgi network; COG complex. The transcript is spliced from 4 exons.